UGGAGCCCCCCUCAGACUUGAAAUUUAAAAUUCUAAAUGAGAACACAGUGCAAAUGUCAUGGAGAAAACCAUCGCAAAGGAUACAGGGCUAUAGAAUACAAGUUGUAUCGGAUACAGGUUCGUAUAUAUUGAUCUCAUCAGUUAAUUGAUGUUUGCCUUACUAGUUAUAGCUUUUCAUGCCAAGCUGAAUGAUAAUUUGCACCAAUUCUAAUGCCAACCCAUUCUCUAUAUACCAGAUGAACCAGCCAGAGAGUUUAACCUCCCUGCCACUGCUACAAAGACAUCUAUCACAGACCUGACUCCUGAUCUGGACUACUCAGUGUCAAUCAACUCCUAUGAUGGCACAGAGGAGAGCAUACCCAUCUUUGGCCAGCUCACUAGUAAGUGCUCAAUAUUCUGAUGCUGUUACAAGGUUAAAAAUAACUUGUGUGAAAAAUCAGAUGGCUUUUCCAAAAGCCUGAUAUGGACUGAUAUCAAAAGGGUUUAACCUCAGAUCAGAUCACUCAGCCAUAGGAACAAUGGGCCAAUUACAUAGUUUCAAGCCUCCAGCUGUCUAUGGUGUAGCUGCCAAGUGAGAUGAAAAACACAAUAUUUUUUAUGGAACAACUGAGAGUUUAUAGCGUUAGGUUCUAGACACAUCAGAAGAAGGAAAUCACAUUUGUUUAUUGAAACUUGAAUCACACUCUGUUUAUAGCUAAUGAACCAGGAAAAAUAUGUUUAUAUGUAUGUACAGGGAGGGAAAAAAGUAUUUGAUCCCCUGCUGAUUUUGUACGUUUGCCCACUGACAAAGACAUGAUCAGUCUAUAAUUUUAAUGGUAGGUUUAUUUGAACAGUGAGAGACAGAAUAAAUAAAAAAAAUCCAGAAAAACGCAUGUCAAAAAUGUUAUAAAUUGAUUUGCAUUUUAAUGAGGGAAAUAAGUAUUUCACCCCCUCUCAAACAGAAAUAUUUCUGGCUCCCAGGUGUCUUUUAUACAGGUAACGAGCUGAGAUUAGGAGCACACUCUUAAAGGGAGGCUGACGUUUGACAACUCGAACCUUCAGCUCCCCCACAGAUUUUCUAUGGGAUUAAGGUCUGGAGACUGGCUAGGCCACUCCAGGACCUUAAUGUGCUUCUUCUUGAGCCACUCCUUUGUUGCCUUGGCCAUGUGUUUUGGGUCAUUGUUAUGCUGGAAUACCCAUCCACGACCCAUUUUCAAUGCCCUAGCUGAGGGAAGGAGGUUCUCACCCAAGAUUUGACGGUACAUGGCCCCGUCCAUCAUCCGUUUGAUGCGGUGAAGUUGUCCUGUCCCCUUAGCAGAAAAACACCCCCAAUGCAUAAUGUUUCCACCUCCAUGUUUGACGGUGGGGAUGGUGUUCUUGGGGUCAUAGGCAGAAUUCCUCCUCCUCCAAACACGGCGAGUUGAGUUGAUGCCAAAGAGCUCGAUUUUGGUCUCAUCUGACCACAACACUUUCACCCAGUUCUCCUCUGAAUCAUUCAGAUGUUCAUUGGCAAACUUCAGACGGGCCUGUAAAUGUGCUUUCUUGAGCAGGGGGACCUUGCGGGCGCUGCAGGAUUUCAGUCCUUCACGGCGUAGUGUGUUACCAAUUGUUUUCUUGGUGACUAUGGUCCCAGCUGCCUUGAGAUCAUUGACAAGAUCCUCCCGUGUAGUUCUGGGCUGAUUCCUCACCGUUCUCAUGAUCAUUGCAACUCCACGAGGUGAGAUCUUGCAUGGAGCCCCAGGCCGAGGGAGAUUGACAGUUCUUUUGUGUUUCUUCCAUUUGCGAAUAAUCGCACCAACUGUUGUCACCUUCUCACCAAGCUGCUUGGCGAUGGUCUUGUAGCCCAUUCCAGCCUUGUGUAGGUCUACAAUCUUGUCCCUGACAUCCUUGGAGAGCUCUUUGGUCUUGGCCAUGGUGGAGAGUUUGGAAUCUGAUUGAUUGACUGCUUCUGUGGACAGGUGUCUUUUAUACAGGUAACAAACUGAGAUUAGGAGCACUCCCUUUAAGAGUGUACUCCUAAUCUCAGCUCGUUACCUGUAUAAAAGACACAUGGGAGCCAGAAAUCUUUCUGUUUGAGAGGGGGUCGAAUACUUAUUUCCCCCAUUAAAAUGCAAAUCAAUUUAUAACAUUUUUGACAUGCGUUUUUCUGGAUUUUGUUUUUGUUGUUAUUCUGUCUCUAACUGUUCAAAUAAACCUACCAUUACAAUUAUAGACUGAUCAUUUCUUUGUCAGUGGUCAAACGUACAAAAUCAGCAGGGGAUCAAAUACUUUUUUCUCUCACUGUAGCUCAGUUGGUAGAGCAUGGCACUUGCAACACCAGGGUUGUGGGUUUCGAUUCCCACGGGGGGGCCAGUAUGAAAACAAAACAAAAAAACAAAACAUGUAUGCACUCACUAACUGUAAGUCGCUCUGGAUAAGAGCGUCUGCUAAAUUACUAAAAUGUAAAAUAUCCCAUUGAAUAGGCUUGAUGAUGUGUUGAUUGUCUUGGGUCAUACAUGGCAUAUGGCACACAGGAUGUCAUGAUAACAGUUCAAGUUCUUUUGUGUUUCAGUUCAAUCCAGUAACACAAGUGGAACAGCAAGGAGGCCGCAGACUUCAGAUGCAAUCAGUAAGAAUUUUUACCUCAAUGUCAACCAAUCUACUCAAUGCCCAUUGCCUGUCAACUUAGCAGUACCAUUUUUGCCAGUACAUUUUUUGUGUUUUUCCAUGGACUUCCAUCAUAAUCAUAAUAUUCUUCACUGGAAUAAUUUCCUAAGCCUCAAAUACCCCUUCUGUACUGAUGAGUUGUCACAGUGUGAGCAGACAGGGGGUCCGACAGUGGCUGAGAAUGUACAUACUAGUUUGUAAUUGAAAACAGUCUUCACAUUGAGGCAAACGGGUUCCUUUUGUGCUCCCAUAAUCCAAAGAGAGGGAUGACGUCACUGUCGUGCCAGCUCUGUGCAUGUCCGUCCUUUAAAUUAAAUGUUGAAAGAAGUGGAAAGGAUUACCGCUCUGACCAGAAGUCCUUUUACUGGAGUUCUGUGCCUCUCCAUGAGUCCAGUCUGUGGAUUGACAGGGAGACACGCUCACUUUUCCCCACCAUGUACGAUUUGGGUGGAAAUUGAACCCAGAAGUCCAGAAAAAACCUUUGCUCCUAGCAGCUAUUUCUGGCAGAACUUUCUUAGCACUCUCAGAAUUGACCUAAUUGUCAAGCUAAAUCCGUAGAAUAUUUGAUGUUUUAUCAAGAAAUCUUCAAAAGGUGAGAAUAACAAGAUGUGAGAAGCACAUACGGAUAUAGAGUCAAAUAGACCUAGGGGAUCUAAGAUUCAAGACAUUCAUAGAAGUCUUGCCAAUUAUUGCAUCUUGGAUGUUCCAGAGAAUCUGAUGGAUCUGUGAUUUAAAAACCCACCAGGGUUUGAAAACAUAAAACCGAACAACACCGCUGAAAAUUUCAGUGAUUAUUUGGUCCAUAAAAACAAAUUUUUGUCUUCAUGACUGUUGGAAUAUCAUCUGUCAAAUAUUUUUAUUAGAGUACCGAAAAGGUGCACCAAUCUGCCAGAUUGUAUUCAGACAAUGAAUUGUGUUCCCUCUCUCCCCCAUCCCCCACUCCACCCCUCCAGAGUGUUCAGUCAGUGCCAUAGCAGACCUAGUCUUCCUGGUGGAUGGCUCCUGGAGCGUUGGCAGGGAAAACUUCAAGCACAUCCGCAGCUUCAUCAGUGCCUUGGCUGGUGCCUUCGACAUCGGAGAGGACAAGACCAGGGUGGCUGUGGUCCAGUACAGCACAGACACCCGCACUGAGUUCCUCCUCAACCGCCACUCCAAACGAGGAGAGCUGCUCAAAGCCAUCAACACCCUGCCCUACAAGGGAGGAAACACCAUGACAGGUAUACAUGAUAGGUGUGAGUAAACAGUCUACUUGGACAGGGCCCUGUGUAGCUCAGUUGGUAGAGCAUGGCGCUUGCAACGCCAGGGUUGUGGGUUCGAUUCCCACGGGGGGCCAGUAUAAAAAAAUAAAUAUGUAUGCACUCGCUAACUGUAAGUCGCUCUGGAUAAGAGCGUCUGCUAAAUGACUAAAAUGUAAAAUGUAAAUGUUUGAUCCCUUACAGUGAGUGCAUGGAUAUCCUGUAGAUCAUUUGUAAAUUCUUGUUGGACCGAAUCUUAACUUGAGAUCUGUGUGUGUAACUAGAACAUUAGUGCCAAUCUUCCAUUUUCUGUUCUGGUUACGUGCUUGUUCUGAAAGUAGGCUUCUGUCCACAGACAGGAAAUGUUAUCUUCUGCUGAAAUGCUAUUUUCUUAAAGGUAAAUUAUGUUACACUCUGUCUCUAGGGGAUGCCAUGGACUACCUGCUGAAAAACAUAUUUACGGAGGUGGCCGGCGCAAGGAAAGGCUUUCCAAAGAUAGCCAUGAUCAUCACAGAUGGAAAAUCCCAGGACCCAGUGGAGGAGUAUGCUAAACGACUCAGGAACAUUGGAGUGGAAAUAUUUGCCUUAGGUACUGCUCUUUCUUGAGAACAUCCUUAUAAUGCUUUUUGUUUGUGUGUGCCUGGAAAUUCUGGAGAUUCCGUAAUGGCUGAUGUCCAGAGUACUCAAUUUCUCAGGCCAAUUUCUAAGUUGUUUUUCACCAUGUAGGCAUCAAAGGAGCAGAUGAGGAUGAACUGAAGGAAAUGGCCUCAACUCCCCACAGCACACAUGUCUACAACGUACCUAACUUUGAUGUGAUCAAGGCAGUGCAGCAGAAGCUCAUCACUCAGGUGUGCUCCAGUGUGGAAGAUCAGCUCAACUCUCUAGUGAGCGGAGAUGAUGGUAAGACAUUAUAGAUUACAUCACAUUUCCAUUGUUUGAUUUAAAUCUUCACCUAUUUCAAGUAUAUUGUCAGAAAUAGGUAUGGUCAAUGUAAAAAAUCCACAACAACUUUGUAACUGUAAAUGUAUUGUUAAAGUGUUGUCUAACCAAACUACAUUUACGUCUCUAGUGGUGGAACCGGCCUCUAACCUCCAGGUGCUUGAGAUCUCCUCUAAAUCCAUGAGGGUGACGUGGGAUCCCUCUCUGGGGGAGAUCACAGGCUACAAGCUGACCCUGAUGCCCAUGAUGGCUGGGAUGAAGCGCCAGGUGGUAUACGUGGGGCCCACCCAGACCUCUGUCAACGUCCGGGACCUGUCCCCAGAGACCGAGUACGAGAUCAGCCUGUUCGCUCUGAAGGGUCUGACCCCCAGUGACGCUGUCCUGGCCAUGGAGAAGACUCAGCCUGUCAAGGUGUUAUUGGGUGAGAUAACAAUCUGUAACAGCUUUCCACUCAUUCACUCACUCACUCACUCACUCACUCACUCACUCACUCACUCACUCACUCACUCACUCAUUCACUCACUCACUCACUCACUCACUCACUCACUCACUCACUCACUCACUCACUCACUCACUCACUCACUCACUCACUCACUCAUUCACUCACUCACUCACGCACUCACUGAAACUUUACAUAGUAGCUAUUUUAAAAGAACAACCUAUUUCACAAUGUAGACCACAUAGAGAUGACAUCUAAUGUAUUUUCCACCCCAGAAUGCUCUCUUGGAGUGGAUGUACAAGCUGACGUGGUCCUGCUGGUCGAUGGUUCCUACAGUAUCGGAUUACAAAACUUUGCCAAAGUAAGAGCUUUCCUGGAGGUCCUGGUCAACUCCUUCAACGUCGGGCUCGACAAGAUCCGGCUCAGCUUGGUCCAGUACAGCAGGGACCCCCACACCGAGUUCGCCCUGAACACCUAUAAUGACAUUGAUUCAGUGGUCAAGGCUGUCCGGACGUUCCCCUACCGUGGAGGCUCCACCAACACGGGCAAGGCCAUGAACUACGUCAGGGAGAAGAUCUUUAUCUCCACCCGAGGCGCUCGAACCAGCGUCCCACGUAUCAUGGUCCUCAUCACAGACGGCAAGUCCUCGGACUCCUUCAAAGACGCGGCCACCAACCUGAGGAAUAUAGAUGUGGAGAUCUUUGCUGUGGGGGUGAAGGACGCUGUAAGGUCAGAGCUGGAAGCCAUUGCUAAUGCCCCAGCAGCGACCCACGUAUACACUGUGGAGGACUUUGAUGCUUUCCAGAGGAUCUCCAAGGAGCUCACCCAGUCCAUCUGCCUGAGGAUCGAACAAGAGCUCCUAAACAUCAAGAAGAAGAGUGAGUAGCCAUUUAACAUACGGGCAAUUCCACAGAAAAAGAACAAUGGAUUUAAUGUCAAACAAAAACCAAUGAUUGCAAAGUCAAACAAACCAUACAACUCUAUGCAUAAUGACUACUUUUAACAAUUUCCAAACUUUGCAUCUGUAGUGUUCUUCAAGUAAAUGUGUUUUUGUAAAAUGUUCAGUGGACACUGAUAAAAGUAGUCCUUGUGCAUAGAGUUGUAUGGUUUGUUUAGCAAUCAUUAGUUUUAGUUUGUCAUACAUUUUAAAGUGAAAAUUCGGAGUCUCAGUAUCACUCUGUUAGCCUGAAGUUACCCGUACCCUUAUAACAAAAGGCUGGGCGUUUUCCUGCUCUGGUCAUGUGGUCAACAAAAACUCCUAGCCCUACUCAUAACAUAUACCCCUGUUUGAAGUUUAGCAUGCUUAACCUGGACUGUACUGUACCUGUAACUAUACCUACAUAACCAUACAUGCUGGUUAACUUUAUUGGCAGCCGCUAAGUGACCUUGAACUCUGUACAGCCCAUUGUAAUCAGUUAUUUGCGGUGUGGUAAAGCAGGUCAGAACUAAGCUGUGCUACUGCAAUAGUGAUAUCAUGAUGUAACUACAUCUCCACUACUCAAAAGGCUGAGUAAUAAUCUUCAUCUAUUAUUACCCUUGGGCCUUGGGUCUGUUUCUUUCUGCCCAGCUGUGUCAGGGUUCUCCCGAGGGUUCUUUAACAAGGUGGUGCUGCUGAGUACACCUGUAACUGCCAUUUCCUGCAAUCUAGAGCAAAAAAAAUACUCAAUUAGGGUGGGGUGCCUGGCCUUAAAUGAUAACAAAUAAAGUAAAUAAAUAAUAAUAAUAAAAACGUAUUUAUUUAUUUAUUUUUGCAGUGGUGCAGCCAGUCGGCGCAGUGCCCCUCUUGCGUUCUUUGGGGAGAACCCUGAUUGUUUUAUCUCUCCUUGACUGAGCAUGCUGCCUUCAAAAUACCACAGAACCAUAUGCCUGCAUCUCAGGGGAGCCCGUUGAGCCAUUUGUUAUCGUUUACGGUUUUUAAACACUAUAGCAACUGACUGGAGACCCUCUGUUAUUCUGACCUAAAUGUCCUGCUAAUUAAAAGGCCACCCGUCUCUGAAAGUCAACAGUAACAUGACAUCAGUUGAUCUGCUGCACUUAUUAUCAGUAAACAAAAAACAAUUAGGCAUUGGCAAUGUCCAGGGGUUUGUAAUAUGAAUGUGUUGCAAUCCUGUCGGCUUAAUGCAUAAUGCUAGCAUAUGAGGAGUGUUUCCUAUGACCAAGACACUCAUGGAAGAUAAAUGGUCAAAGAUGGACCUGUGAAUGAUGUUGAAUGAGUUCAAAUCAUUGGUUCUUAAUGAAUAAGAUAGACGGCUCUGCUUAGCAUUAUCAAAAGCCAUAACGAUUACAUUUCCUGUGAGGACAAAACACAAACCAGUCAUUUAAUUGUGUUUUAUCCCUCUCGUCAGGUCUGAUUGCACCCAGGGACCUGGAGUUCUCUGAGGUGACAUCCAGAAGCUUCCGUGCCACCUGGACCACCGAUUCCACCAACGUCAUGUCCUACCUGGUGCGUUUCCGUAAGGCCGAGGACAUCACCGGGGACUACAUCUCCCUGGCUGUGCCAGCCGACACCACCAGCGCCAUCCUGCCACACCUCACCCCCUUCACCACCUACGAGGUCAACGUGUUCGCCCAGUACGACAAAGGAGACAGUUUCCCUCUGUCAGGGGAGGAGACCACUCUGGAAGGUAAGGGGUUAAAAGCAUACACGUUCAGGGGUUUCACAGCAUAAGCAAGUGAAGAGAUACAGUACACUAUUAGAAAAAAAGGUGCUAUCUAGAACCUAAAAGGGUUCUUCUGCUGUUCCCAUAAGAUAAACCUUUGAAGAACUCUUGUUGGUUCCAGUUUAGAACCCUAUUGGUUCCAAGUAAAACCGUUUUGGAUUCCAUGUAGAACCCUUUUCCCAGAUGGUUCUACAUGGAACCCAAAAGGUGUUCUACCUGGAACCAAAAAGGGUUUUACCUGGAACCAAAAAGGGUUAUCCUAUGGGGACAGCCGAAGAACCCUUUUGGAACCCUUUUUUCUAAGAGUGUAUAUGUUUUAGUGCUUUUGCUGUUUCUCACAAGAAACUUACAUGGCUUCUUCAAGUUGCCUCUUUUAGAUGCAUAUCAUUCAAUAGUUUAAACAGAAGGCUGGGUGUGUAGUCUUUGUCCUUAAAAAUUACAUUGACAAGCCACUGCUAAACAAAACCUGAACGUUCUCCUUUCCAGAACGAGGAACGGUGCAGGGCCUGAGUGUGUCUGAGGAGACCACAGACAGUUUCCGGGUGUCGUGGCUGGCAGCGCCAGGGCCCGUGGUGAGGUACCGGCUGUCCUACAUCCCCGUGAUGGGGGGAGGAGAGAGGCUGGAGACCCAGACCAAUGGACCUGACACCACCAUCGUGCUCCAGGAGCUGUUCCCCAUCACUACCUACCGCGUGUCUGUGUCUGCAGAGUACACCUCCGGCCUGGGAGACAAGAUGCAGGUGGACGGAACCACCAAGGAAGGUUAGUCAGUUAGCCAGCGUGGCUGCUAACACUUCAAUUCCUUACCUGUAGCUAAUGCAGAUUAUACUGUACGUAAGUGAAGAUGCAAUGAUUGGUUGACCCAUGUUUGUCCUUUCCCCCUCAGUCCGUGUUUCUCCCCAUGAUCUCCGCGUCUUCAACGAGACAGUGUCCAGCAUGAAGGUGUCGUGGCGGGCCGCUUCCGGGAACGUUCUCCAGUACCGCGUGGCCUUCAAACCAGCCGACGGCACCGGGGAGAGGAAGGAGAUAGCCGUGAAGGGAGACACCACCAUGGCCCUGCUGAAAAACCUCCAGCCUGCUACUGAAUAUGAGCUGUUUGUCAGCGCCCGCUACACCUCUGGGCUGGGAGACCCCCUCCUGGGUACAGGCACCACCCUAGAA
Messenger RNA from Coregonus sp. 'balchen', 9059 nucleotides. NCBI's taxonomy places the organism in Eukaryota, Metazoa, Chordata, Actinopteri, Salmoniformes, Salmonidae. The record is from the annotation of a GenBank genome assembly.